AGAAUCUCAUCAAACGAACUAUAUUAUUCAUAUUGAAAAAAACUGCGUUGACUUCACAUAAUAUUUGUAACGGGAUACUUCUUUUUCAUUGCAGUCUAGGAGAGUUAUUGAAACUCAUCCAACGAUCAAUAUUUCCUGUUGAAAAAACAACAACAACACGUUGACAUUAUAUUUGUCACUGGAUAUGUCUGUUCAAUACUUCCUUUUGGAAAGAAACACGUUGACUUGACAUAAUAUUUGUAACUUGAUGCUUCUGUUUAAAUGCCGCCUAGGUGUAUUGAAAGUUAUGGCUGUUCACGGUCUGAUGACACUUAAGAAAUGAAUACAUUAAAUGCAUUCAACGGAUAACUCGCAGUGGGUAGAGGUUGCGAAGAAGUAGGUAACAAGAUGUGUUUUAUAAAAUUAAAAGUAGUGACAACCAUUUUGUUAGUUUUAUUUUCGUUCAAAGGGUUUAACUCAGAACGAACAACGAGCACAUCGGAAAACCAAACCAAUGGGAAUAAUUCAUAUUCGAAGAGCGACGACGAAAUACCAUCUGUGUUCGAACAAAUCGUUGAAUGGAAUCAAAGACAUAAUGGAUCGAUAAGAACUAGUGGUGAACAAUUUAGUGAAAAGGUUGAAAACAUGUUUAAAAACUACAUAUCAUAUCUUCCACCUUUUAUGGGAAGCUAUAACUACAUAUUUUGGUUAAAUAUAUCAAUUGUUUCGAAAGAAUUAAUUGAGAUAGAUGAAGUAGAGGAACGAUUGUCUGUCGUGAUGGAGUUUAUGUAUAAGUGGAAGGAUGAACGACUUGCAUGGGAAUCUGAAACAUUGACAAAUGACAGUAAACGUUUUCAUUAUUUGCCAAUUGAUGAAAGUAAGAUUUGGACUCCUACCUUGGAGAUUUCUAAUCAGCAUUAUUCUAAAACACAAGGCGAUGGAAAAAAGAGCAACAGCGUUCUUUAUGUGUUCAUGGAAGGCUCGAUAAUUUGGUCACACACCAAACGUUUCAACACAAUGUGCAACAUCGACACAACGUACUUCCCGUUUGAUAGACAAAUAUGUCGUGUGCAUUUUUUUGCACCAAUUCCAUACUUGAAUUCUGCAUUAAACUUCAGCCACGAAGUAUUGAAUAAUAGACUGGACAAUGGAAAUUGGAGAUUGAUUGACACAAGAGUUUAUCAGAGUUAUAGCUAUUAUAAUUUAAUUUAUCAUAUGACGGUCGAGUUCAUAUUUGAACGCAAACCAUUUGCUCCUAUUCUUAUCCUGAUUAUUCCUGUGUUUAUGCUCGUGUCCCUUGCACCUUUGGUGUUCCUUCUCCCUAAAGAUGGAGGAGACAGGCUUGGACUCGCUCUAACAGUAUUACUUGCGGUAUCAGUAUACAUGACUUUGGUCGCAGACAAUCUUCCAUCCUCAUCUGAUCCUGUACCGUACAUCACCAUCGUCUUUUUUAUCUGGUACAUAUCCAGUGCCGUGAUUGUUGUACUCAUAUUGCUGAAUGCAAAGCUUUAUAACAAACGCAACAAUAAGACGAUCCCAAGGUUUCUACAGCGAUUGGUUCUUAUAAGCAGGCGAUGCUCCUGUCUGGAAGAUGACGAUAAUGAACAUACUGAAAACAAUCAAACGUGUAUUGAUGAAAGUGAAGCUCCCUUAGCUGAAAAGAAAACUGAGGCCAACGAUUCAAUUGAAUACCACUCAACUAGAACCAUCACUUGGCAGCAUGUUAGUUUGUGUUUAGAUAAAUGGUUCGUUAUAAUGUUUUAUUGCAUUAAACUACUGUUUGCAAUCAUCACUUUUAUCACGCUUUACAAUGGGGACAAACACAAAACCGAUACUGAGGAAACUCAUUUCGAUAAAACGGCAAAUCCUUAUAGCUACGGUGAUAUCAUUGACUUAUUGCUAGAUUUGAAUUGAAGAGUUAUUCAUAAAUUCAGCAAAACGUACACCUUCUUUAUGCUAUGACAAUCUUCUACGGCUUCUACGGCCCAGAAGAAAUGAAAUGCAGCGUUAAGAGACUCCUCUUAUGUUUUAUCUGCUGCUCAUUUUAGUUUCCAAUAAUAGUUCGAUAAAAUUCAAAAUAAACAUCGCAGAAACGCAUUAUAAAGAUAACGAGUUUUAUCUCAAAGAUGAGGAAAUGAAUUGGAACGGUGGCAAAAAUCGCACGCAAUACCAGAAAAAAAUACCAACACUCUUGAAGAUGAAUUUCAUUUCCUUUUAGAAUGUCGUUUAUACCAAUGUAUAUUAUUGUUUGACACAUUGAUAGUACCGAUACUAAAGGUUGGUUCAGAAGUAAAAGGUUUUUUUUUUCAAAAGCAGAUGUAACUUGGAAAAUUCACCUUCAUUUCAUAAAAAACAAAUGUUAUACAUUUUUUCUAUACGGAUAGUUAUGUAGUGUUCCACUAUGUGUAUAUCACUUGCCACCAAUCAUUCAAUUUUGAUUGAAAAUAACAACGACAGAAGUAAGAAAAACUAUCAGAUAACGGCAUAAAUUGACAUACAAAAUAAUGCAGCAGAAACCAACUAUUGGGUUUACUUAUGUUUGGCUCAACCAAGGGCCUGAAAAGAUAACAUAGUUUUUACUCAAAUUUUAUUCGUAAACUAAAUAUUGUUAUUAGGUAAACAUGGAAUGGAAAGCUAUGUGAAGUACCUAGAACAUAAAUAUAUGUACUUUCAAUGUUCAUAUAUUCAGAUGCAAAACAACCAGAAAGGUUUAGUACAACGUAAACAACUUUAAAAGUGGCGUCACAUGUACGGGCAGAUGGUAUGUACCAAAACAAAUACAAACAAGUUCUGCAAACAAAUGCCAUAACUCUGGUUUACUUAAAGCAGCAGGCAAAGAAAGCCCCGGUAUGCAACUUCAUGGACGGACGCACGGACGUGGGGGCAUUUAAAUGAACAAGAAUGACUUCUCUGCAAUACACUCAAUGACCAGUUUCAUUUUCUGAUAGAAUAUCCGUAAUAUCAUGAUCACUUUAGAAGUUAAGAAAUUAUUGUAAUUUUGUUUUUACUCCAAUAUAAGAGGAUAUUAAAAGUGAAUAACCAUGCAUAGAUGUACGGCCGUUAGUUGCAAAGAAUGCAGUUCAAAGGCAAAAACGUUGAAGUAGAAUAUUGGAAUUAGGAAUACUUGUGUGUGUUUCGGAGAAAAUGGGGUUUGUCUCUUGCUAUAAUCUGACUGAUAUGUCUUCAGCUUGAAUCCAAGAUAUGUAAAUUGUAUAAAUCAAGAAUGGGUACAUGGCAAUGAUCAAUUAUUGUUAACAAUUACUGAAAUUAUGUUGCUUGAAUAAAUUAGUACCUGAUUUUUUCAUUGCAUAGUUAUUAUAAUUUGAAAACUUUGUUUUCUUUAUUUUUUGCUUUAUGACACAUUUGUUGUAAUUGGUCCUUUGUGGUUAAAGAAACUACGGAUGUUUUAAUUAAUUAUUCUGCCAGUAUUUUUGGCCCAUUUAUUAACUAUGACAAUGAUAGCAUGACUUAUAAGAGUUAUUUAAACAUAUUUUAUUUGCUGCUGGGAAUUAAACAUAUAUAUAUAAAAAUAUAUAUUUAAGUGGGAUGUUUACAUUAUCAUUUAAAGAACGUAUUUCCUUGGCUAACAACUAUAAAUCCAACAUGAUUUUUGGAAAUGUAUGGUUUCCAUGGCAACCAAAAAAACACACACUUGAUUGAUCUUUGAAUACUUAAGCAUAUAGAUACAUUUUAUUCAUAGUCAUAUAUCAUUUAUUAUUGUGAUGGCAUUCAUUGUUUUAUUCAUGACAACAUUAUAAUACACGAGUGUACAUAGUCUACACGUUAAUUGUUAUACAUGUAUAUAGGUUGUUGUCAAUUUUUUCUCCCACCUCAGAUAAGUAGAUCCAAUAAUUUAACCAUGCUAGAAAUUCUUAUCUUGUCCACGGGCGAAGAUAAAAUGCCCGUAUGGAACUCCUUUUUAAUGGUCACCACAUUGUAAUUACCUCCCUUGUUGAAGACUGUCGUCUGUAGCAUCAUGGAAACCAUGUCUUGUGGCAAUAUUUAGAACGUUAAAUAAUUGUUCUCGCUUCAAAUGUCACUAUAAAACAGUUUUCACGCACCUUUUAUGAAAUAAUGCUUCACUCUCCUUAGAACUAUUUAAAGACCGGUUGACUAUUAAUAUAAUCUGAAUCACUGCGCGCAUAUCCACGACAACCACCAAUUAUCGCAUAUCCAUACGCAAUUAUUUUCACUAAGCACAAAAGAGUUCCAGCAAAAACCUCGUUUCCGCAAAACACCCUACGCUCGGGUCGGAAUGAACCUAUCUCACACUCUCGGCCAUGGAAAUACUUAUAAUCUAAAUAGCCAUUUUUAUGAUUUCUAUGUGAACACAUUUUUAUAACUCUAAAGGAUGACGUUUUUUCAUGAUAUAAACAAAAAAUAGUUAUUCUCUGUUUUUGUUAUUUUCUAUGGCAACCAAACAUAACCGGUCCAAUUAUUUAUCUGAAAAAAAAUAUUGAUUAAACCUGGCAAGUUAGAUAUUUUCAAUAAUUGCUAGUGCAAAAAUUGUUUUGGUUUUUACAGCAAAAGCUAGACUACGAUUGAACAGCUCACCUUGAUUCAGAAAAGUGGCAUGUUUUCUGCUAAAGGUUAAUGAACGGAUAUUGCUGUCAACGUUCCAUUUUACCUCAUAGCUGGCUUAAAUUUUAAUAUCGUAAUAAAAACAAUCGUGGAUCAAAAUCUAUUAAAGUCAAAUGUGAUUUUUACGCAUUUAAGCUGAUUUUUGACGACUUUUUGUUUUUAUAAUUUCAAUUCUAACAUGUUGUAAUAAUGUUAUCUAUUUCUACGAAAUGUUCACGUGGUGUUAUAUCUUCCAACAUUUAUGUUAUCGAUAUGAUGAUAAUGUUUAAAACCAUCGUAUCCAAAUUUAAUGGAGUACAGAAUUUUUAAAUCAAGAUAGUACUAUCAACAUUUAAACUUCCUUUUACUUUAUUUUUCCACCAUUUUAUUACACACAGUGAUAUCACGGAAUUCGUUAAAUCAGUGAAUAUUAAAGAUAUCAGCUUAAACCGUCAGCACUUUAUUUAACAUAGCACAUUUGGAAAAUGCAAAAAGCUGAAAAAGUAAUUUUU
This is a messenger RNA of Mya arenaria, 5051 nucleotides long. Its product is annotated as acetylcholine receptor subunit alpha-1-B-like. Gene Ontology annotation, molecular function: extracellular ligand-gated monoatomic ion channel activity; transmembrane signaling receptor activity; neurotransmitter receptor activity. Bases 388 to 1893 code for a protein of 501 amino acids. The record is from RefSeq and is a predicted model, not a curated record. Lineage: Eukaryota; Metazoa; Mollusca; Bivalvia; Myida; Myidae. Gene Ontology annotation, cellular component: membrane; neuron projection; synapse. The transcript is spliced from 2 exons. Gene Ontology annotation, biological process: nervous system process; chemical synaptic transmission; signal transduction.